CAAGAAAUUGGCAUAUGGUGGAAAGCCGUGAAACUGGAAGACGUUGGUGGCCUCAUUCGGAUCCGCAGUGACGGUUUGAAACUGCGUGAGCUUGUCGUCGACGACACAAUAGUCUUGCAAGAAAUGUACUGGGGCCUCCCGCAUCUCUCGUCCGUGUGCAGCCGAUUCGAAGACAUUUGUGGUGCGGAACCAAGCAAUCACAUGUCCGUAGUGUCCUGUAACGAUCCACAGACCACAGCGUACUCACUUUGUUGGAAUUGGGAGAUUCUGAUGCUCCAUGCGCACCGUGUCGGAGAGAGUCUCGACUUUUAUCAGGCUUUACGGACGAUGGAUGAAGCUGCGAUGUGGCUUUACAUGCCACUUCACGAAGGCGAAGUACUGACGCAAAUUUGGAAAUUCGAGGGCGAGCUGAGGACUGCAAUUGGCUUACUACUCGUAACGGAUCAAGGACAUUCCACCUUUCUAGGAGUGCAGCCACGGCCAAACUGGGGCCGCAAGGCCACAAGUCACAUUUACGCUGAGACGACGACUUGUGGCGUGCGAAGAGUGGUUGAGAUUGUCCCGUGCAAUCGCCAACGCAUGGGCAAACCAAUCAUUAUUGGACUUCUCCUUCGCUAUGCCGACGGAACCUCAGCUUGUGUCGGUCAAAUCAGACUUGACUGCUUACAAAGAGCUAUGACUGUCGACCCGACUUCUACGCUGUGGGAGCGCCAUCUUGGCCAAAGAACAACCAGUCGUACCAGCUUGCGA
Colletotrichum tamarilloi is the source of this 750-nucleotide messenger RNA. RefSeq lists its product as uncharacterized. The record is from RefSeq and is a predicted model, not a curated record. The transcript is spliced from 6 exons. The annotation marks the transcript as partial. NCBI's taxonomy places the organism in Eukaryota, Fungi, Ascomycota, Sordariomycetes, Glomerellales, Glomerellaceae.